Molecule: messenger RNA, 1977 nt
Organism: Protopterus annectens (West African lungfish)
Lineage: Eukaryota; Metazoa; Chordata; Ceratodontiformes; Protopteridae
Gene: SLC28A3
Product: solute carrier family 28 member 3
Exons: 17
Coding region: 1-1977 (658 amino acids)
Biological process (GO): pyrimidine nucleoside transport; purine nucleoside transmembrane transport
Cellular component (GO): membrane
Molecular function (GO): pyrimidine- and adenosine-specific:sodium symporter activity; purine-specific nucleoside:sodium symporter activity
Source: RefSeq, a predicted model, not a curated record
AUGGUUAACUCAAUCAAGGAACCUUUUCUUGGGCUGCCUUCAAUGAUUUUAAAUUAUAUGCCAUUGUUAGCAUAUACCUUAAUGGUGGAGAUUGCAUGUCUACUUCUGUAUGCCAUAGUCAAUAUCUGGCAUAUAUGCUAUAAAGAUGAUAUAUUUGUCAUUGUUGAUGAUCACCCAAAGAAGGAAAGGGAAGGCAGAAAUGAUAAUAGCCAUGAAGCACACAAAUUAAGAUUCCUGGAAAGGAAAUACGAUGAAGUACAUCAGCUGUACAAGAAGCAUGAAAAAGUCAUUAAAUACAUUAUAUAUGGAGUGCUGUUUGUAGGUUACCUCUCCAUGGUGAUUGCAGCAUGCAUAAUCAAUUUCCAUAGGGCUCUGGCUCUAUUUGUAAUCACUGUUCUGGCAAUUUUCUUUUUACUAUGGGAUGCCUUUAUGAAAAAAUAUGAAGGAAAAAAUGUGAAGAUAUGUGCUCCUUUCAAAAGACAGUUAAAACAACAGUGGUUCUGGAUGAAAUGGGUACUGUGUGUAAUCUUUAUUGCAGCAAUUGUACUUUGGCUGAGCUUUGAUACUGCCAAGCAAGGAAGCAACCAACUUAUUUCAUUUGGAGGCCUUGUGAUGUAUAUUCUACUUAUGUUCCUUUUGUCAAAGCACCCAACAAAAGUUUCCUGGAGAGCAGUUUUCUGGGGUAUUGGAUUGCAGUUUAUCUUUGGAAUCAUUAUUUUAAGAACCAAGGCUGGAUUUGAAGCAUUUGAGUGGCUGGGCAAACAAGUACAGAUUUUUCUGCAGUAUACAGAUGCAGGAUCUAAGUUUGUAUUUGGUGACCGCUAUGAAGACCACUUCUUUGCUUUCAAGGUUUUGCCAAUAGUGAUUUUCUUCAGCACAGUAAUCUCUAUGCUGUAUUAUAUUGGAUUUAUGCAGUGGCUGAUUCUAAAGGUUGGAUGGUGUAUGCAAAUUACCAUGGGGACCUCUCCAACUGAGUCAAUGGUGGCUGCAGGCAACAUAUUUAUAGGACAGACUGAGUCACCAUUGCUUAUUCGACCAUAUUUACCAGAGCUUACAAAAUCUGAACUCCAUGCUGUCAUGACUGGAGGGUUUGCAACAAUAGCAGGAAGUGUUCUAGGAGCUUAUAUUUCCUUUGGGGUUUCAGCCUCUCAUCUCCUAACAGCAUCUGUGAUGUCAGCUCCUGCCUCUCUUGCUAUUGCCAAAUUAUUUUGGCCUGAAACAAAGACCACCACAGUAACCGCAGACCGACUCAAAAUGGAAAAAGGGGAAGGAAGAAAUCUGAUAGAAGCAGCUUAUCUUGGGGCAUCUGCAUCCAUCCCACUGGUCGCAAACAUAGCUGCUAAUCUGAUAGCCUUCCUAGCACUCCUUGCAUUCAUCAAUGCUGCGUUAUCCUGGUUAGGGAAUAUGUUCGACUAUCCACAGCUGAGUUUUGAGGUGAUUUGCUCCUAUGUCUUCAUGCCAUUUUCAUUUAUGAUGGGAGUAGACUGGGAAGACAGCUUUUUAGUUGGCAGACUUCUUGGAUACAAAACAUUCUUUAAUGAAUUUGUGGCUUAUGAGCAGUUGUCUCUUAUGAUCCAAAAGAGGAAUACAGGAGAACCAUUAUAUAUUCAUGGUCUGAAACAAUAUCUGUCUAUCAGAUCAGAAACUAUUGCCACCUAUGCACUCUGUGGAUUUGCAAACUUUGGUUCCCUGGGGAUCAUGAUUGGUGCACUGGCUUCCUUGGCUCCCACCCGGAAGAGUGACAUAGUGGACUGUGCCAUGAGAGCUCUGGUCGCUGGCACUGUGGCCUGUUUCAUGACAGCUUGUAUUGCAGGGUCCUGCAGGAAAUACACUGCCCAUAAAUCACUUCUGAAGCAGGAUUAUUUGGUUCUACCACUACUGCACAACUUCGGACAACCUGCAAAGAAGAAACAGACCCUUUCCCCUCAUCAAGCACUUCCUGGUCCUGCUGUACCUAUGAAUUAUGAUACGUUAUGA